This is a messenger RNA of Closterium sp. Naga37s-1, 528 nucleotides long. Lineage: Eukaryota; Viridiplantae; Streptophyta; Zygnematophyceae; Desmidiales; Closteriaceae. The record is from the annotation of a GenBank genome assembly.
AUGGUAGCCUGGACGGACGGGAAACACGGAGGGCGGGAGGAGAGUGGGGGCGAGAAGAGGAAGGAGGGCGAUGAGGGGAAGAUGCACGCGCCCACUCGACGCCUGGAAACGGCAUUCAUCUCCCCGUUUCCUAGCCCUCCCUUUUCUCGCUUGGCAGGCCUAGAAACGUCACUCAUCUCUCAGCUUUCCUACUCGCUUAUCCUUCCCCCUCUCCCCUCAUCCUCCCCGCUCUCCCCUCAUCCUCCCCGCUCUUCCCUCAUCCUCCCCGCUCUCCCCUCAUCCUCCCCGCUCUCCCCUCAUUCUUCCCGCUCUCCCCUCAUCCUCCCCGCUCUCCCCUCAUCUUCCUUGCUUUCCCCUCAUCCCCCCCCCCUCCCCUCAUCCCCCUCGCUUUCCCCUCAUCUUCCCCGCUCUCCUCUCAUCUUUCCCGCGCUCCCGUCAUUCCCCCUCUCUCCCUUCAUCCAACCAGCCCCCCCUUCAUAUCACUGCCGCGCUCUAUUGUUUUCUUUCUUCACGCCCACCCUCUAUUGA